This is a messenger RNA of Pseudomassariella vexata, 1800 nucleotides long. Its product is annotated as WD40-repeat-containing domain protein. Bases 1 to 1800 code for a protein of 599 amino acids. The transcript is spliced from 2 exons. NCBI's taxonomy places the organism in Eukaryota, Fungi, Ascomycota, Sordariomycetes, Amphisphaeriales, Pseudomassariaceae. The record is from RefSeq and is a predicted model, not a curated record. Gene Ontology annotation, cellular component: anaphase-promoting complex. Gene Ontology annotation, molecular function: anaphase-promoting complex binding; protein binding; ubiquitin ligase activator activity. Gene Ontology annotation, biological process: positive regulation of anaphase-promoting complex-dependent catabolic process; positive regulation of ubiquitin protein ligase activity; anaphase-promoting complex-dependent catabolic process.
AUGGCUUCAGCUGCUGUAUCUACCCCCCUCAAGUCCCAUGCGGGACUAUUCUCCUCCCGAACCGCUGGCGGUCGCAUGCCCUUGACCCCUUCUCCACGCCAACGCCAAGCCACAGCGCCGGUGUCCCAGAACCUGGAUUCGUCUCCAUUCACACCCGAGAGAAAGUCAGCCGACAUAAGCCGUCCGUCCAGCAAGUCAGUCUACGGAGGAAACCUGUCUUCGCACUUCGCCAAGGCCAGCUCCAGAUCAUCACACCGUGACUCUCCCAAGUCUAAUAUCGCCCGCGGUGUCUGCACUCCCCGCAAGGCCCUCGAGCUCGGCGUCUCCGACUUCACACUCGUUGGCACCGGAAAUACCAAGAGCUCAUCAUCCAAGAAGACGUCCCUGAGACAGAAGACAAGCAAGACGACUGUUACCUACGGCGCUGAUCGCUUCAUCCCCAACCGCAGCAACAGCUCCGCCAUUUCUAACGCCGGAUCCGGCAAGCUCGAUGUCACGGACAAGCAACGUGCCAAGACCAGCAACACUGAAGGCUCCGCCGUCUUGUCUUCUGCCACGGAUGAUGCCAUUGCGGCCCUGGAGGGCCUCAACAUCAACGACGAGGAAGGUGCCACAUACUCUCGCCCAUCCCCCAAUACUAUCGCAUACCAAGACUCGCUGGCCAAUGCCUGCGGAGUCAACCUGAACACCCGCAUCCUCCAGUUCAAGCCCGCGCCCCCGGAGUCUUCUAAGCCUAUUGAUCUCCGACAGCAGUACAACCGUCCUCUGAAAUCUGCCAACACUAGUUCGGCCCAGUUCAGACGUCGUGUAGCGACUGCUCCCGAGCGCGUCCUGGACGCGCCCGGCCUCAUUGAUGACUAUUACCUGAACCUUCUUGACUGGAGUUCCGGCAACCAAGUCGCCAUUGGUCUCGAGAGAAACGUCUAUGUCUGGUCUGCCGACGAGGGCUCUGUCAGCUGCUUGUUGGAGACGAGCCCAGACACGUACGUCAGCAGCGUUAAGUGGUCUGGCGACGGUGCAUAUGUUGGUGUCGGCCUUGGCACGGGCGAGGUCCAGAUCUGGGAUGUUGCCGAGGGCCAGAAGGUCCGCAGCAUGUUCGGCCAUGAUACGCGCGUCGGUGUCAUGGGCUGGAACAAGCAUCUCCUGUCCACUGGUGCCCGCAGUGGCCUCGUGUACAACCACGAUGUUCGCAUUGCCGAGCACAAGGUCGCUGAGCUGGUCUCCCACACUUCCGAGGUUUGCGGCCUCGAGUGGCGUUCGGACGGCGCUCAGCUUGCCACUGGUGGCAAUGACAACUUGGUCUCCAUCUGGGAUGCUCGGUCCCUGGCCGUGCCCAAGUUCACCAAGACCAACCACAAGGCUGCCGUCAAGGCUCUAGCUUGGUGUCCGUGGAACGCCAACCUGCUUGCUACCGGUGGAGGCUCAUACGAUCGUCAUAUCCACUUCUGGAACACCACCUCGGGUGCUCGUGUCAAUAGCAUCGACACUGGUUCGCAGGUCACCAGCUUGCGCUGGAGCACCGCAUACAAGGAGAUUGUCAGCUCCAGCGGCUUCCCUGAUAACUCUCUCAGCAUCUGGAGCUAUCCCACCCUGGUUCGCAAUGUGGAGAUUCCGGCGCACGAGAGCAGAGUGCUGCACAGCUGCCUCAGCCCCGACGGACAAAUGCUUGCAACUGCUGCUGCCGACGAAAGCUUGAAGUUUUGGAAGGUCUUCGAGAAGAAGGCAGGUUCUGCUGCCGGUGUUGGUGCCAGUGGUUCCUCAGGCAAGGCGGAAAUGGCCAAGCAGAUGACGAUCCGAUAA